Molecule: messenger RNA, 1119 nt
Organism: Punctularia strigosozonata HHB-11173 SS5
Lineage: Eukaryota; Fungi; Basidiomycota; Agaricomycetes; Corticiales; Punctulariaceae
Exons: 2
Coding region: 1-1119 (372 amino acids)
Source: RefSeq, a predicted model, not a curated record
AUGCCAGGCCUCGACUCGCUCCCGCAGGAGGUGUUGGAGAUGAUCUUCUCGUACGUGUGCACCGAAGGAGGCUACAUGGGCACGGUUCUUUCGAGGGUGUCCAAGUUCAUCCGCCUCGCGUCCGCCCGCAACAGGUUCCAAACGCUUUGGCUCGCUGGGGAGCUGCCUCAACUCGAAAAGUUCGCCAAAGAAAUUGCCCGCGCCGACCAACGGAAGGUGCUUCACAAGAAGUUCGCGCGCCAGGAGAUGAAGGAGCGUGCGCGGUGCUUCAAGCGCAGGCAGGCGUCGCUCGGGCUGCUCGUCCGACAGAUCCUCAAGAGGGCAGGCCCGACCUUGAAAAGCCUGGCGCUCAUCGCCCCCGACCUCGACUUCGCCAAGCUUUACCGUGACGCAGCGGUGUUCCCGCGCCUGACCGACCUCACGCUGCACUACCAGUCACUCAAACGGUCGAACGCCUAUGAAUUCGGCCUCUACCUCCGCGGCGACCCGGCCGCGAUCCAUCGCAGUCCGCCUUUGUACACCGUGCGCCGCCUGCACCUGUUCCAGAACGGGUGCGGGUUCGGCGAGGAUUGGCAUCACUUCGGACCGGUGUUUCAGGUCGUCCGCGCGACGUUCCCCGCCGUCGAGUAUAUGCGGCUCUCGGGCGUCGGACCACAGGAGGACGUGUUCCCGGCGGCUCUGCGUGCCGUGUUUGGUGUGCCGCUCGACGCUGUGAUGAAUGAAGACAAAGGUCCGGUCUUCGCCAACGAGAAGCGAUGGCUCGUUGGCCCCACCUGGCGCUCGGGCCCGCAGCGGCUGGAGGCAGAGGUGGAGGCGUUGAAGGGCGUACUGAAGACGCUGAAGCGGUUGUACCUCCAACGUCACCGGACUAAGGAGGGCCCCGAUAUGUACGAGACGUUGCGGUGGUUGGCACAGCGUGAGGAGGUCAAGGAGAAGCUUGUCCUACUCCCGAUAAGGGAGUUCACAAAUGCCGGAUGGUACGCCGCCGGGCCGUGGUUCGCGAACGCCCUCGGGAUAGAGACGUGCUACACGGAAAAGCCGUUCAUCGAGCGGAGCGUGGACAAUGAAGGUACUGCCCUAGAUCAGUCAAAUAUGUGUCGCAGUGCUUGUUUUGGCUGA